AAAAAAACGAUGUCGUACGACGACGUGGAGAUCGAGGACAUGGAGUGGAACGAGGAGCUUCAGGCUUACACGUACCCUUGCCCUUGCGGAGAUUUGUUUCAGAUCACCAAGGACGACCUCAAGCUCGGGGAAGAGAUAGCUCGGUGCCCUAGCUGUUCGCUUUACAUCACCGUCAUAUACAACAUGGAGGAUUUCUCCGGUGAACCUGAUCGGAAAACCAACAAGGGCCUCGAACCGUCCAAGCAGCAAACCGUCACCGUUGCUUGAAUCUCCAUGGAAAAGAAGGGAAAUUUUGCAGAAGUAUUUUAUAAAGGGCUUUAGCUUUACUUUUAAUUUCACUCUUUUUUGAACGGUAUUCAAACAUAACUUGCAGAGGUUAGGUUAAGGUGAAAAAUAAUAAUAACCUCGUGAAACUGUUGCUCAAUCAUGAAACGUGUACUGGUUGUUUCAAUUUCUGAGUAAUUCGGCAAUAUUUGGCUCGAUUAUGGUUCAUGAAGUUUGGAAAGCAAGAUAAAUGCUGAUCUUGUUUUCUAUCUUUUUUUAAUUACCCCUUGAGGAAGGAUUACCAUAAUGUUGUGGCAUCUCCCAUUUCUAGUUCCACUGAUUUUUGUUUUCUGGUUACGUAUCGUCUGGAAAAUGUUAAAGUUUAGAAGGGUUUGGUUUUCAAAAUCUACUUUAUUGGAAUUAGUUUUUUAAAAUCAAUGUUUUUCACGGUUUGGCCAGUUUUAAAAAUAAAUUUAAAAAAUAUUAAAAUAAUAUUUUUAAUUUUUAAUUUUUUAGUUUUGAAAAUUCUUUUUAAAUAAACAUUAUUGUUUUCAAAAAAUAAAUAAAAAUAGUUUAUUUUUUUAUUUUUAAAAUAAUAUUUUAAAAAUUAAAAACAAAAAAAUGGUCAAACAGUCAAUGUUUCUUUAAUUAUAUUUGGUUAUAUUUGAGGAGUAAUAAAAAAAUUAGAAUUUGUAUAUGAUUAAAUUUAAUAUUAUAUUUAAUUAUUCACUAACUUUACUAGGCCUCAUGUGAAUUGACAAUAGUUCUUUAAUUCAUUUUCCUGAGUUUCUUGCAUACUGUUUGGAUAGCUAGUCUUUCAUCGUAUAGUGUAUUUCAAAUGAAAUACCUAAACCUAAACUAUUUGCUCUUUGUAUGCGAGACAACGACCGAGAAACAAUGUUUUGGAAGGAAUAUUUUUCCUACUUUGUAUUGUACUUUGGAAUGCUCUGAGUAAUGGUUUAAGAGUCCAUUGUACAUUUCCAUAAGCACGUUUUAAGUUCUAGUUAUCUAAAUGGCAGAUGUUAUUUAUUUAUGUUUCAAGGUUCGUAACAAUUUCUAUUCCAAAGGGUGAUAAAUUAUAAUUCAUUUAUUACCUCCUAUGGGCUUUUUUUUGACAGUGUCUUAAUGAAUAAGCUAUAAUGCUUUUCCUGUCUUUGCAGUGACAUGCAAUGGAGGUGGCAAAGUGGCAGACGAUAAUUCCAAAGUUUUGUUAGAGCUUGACUAGUUAUGAAGUAUGUGAG
This is a messenger RNA of Ziziphus jujuba (common jujube), 1505 nucleotides long. Its product is annotated as diphthamide biosynthesis protein 3. The transcript is spliced from 2 exons. Gene Ontology annotation, cellular component: cytosol; nucleus. Lineage: Eukaryota; Viridiplantae; Streptophyta; Magnoliopsida; Rosales; Rhamnaceae. Gene Ontology annotation, biological process: protein histidyl modification to diphthamide; tRNA wobble uridine modification. Bases 10 to 267 code for a protein of 85 amino acids. The record is from RefSeq and is a predicted model, not a curated record. Gene Ontology annotation, molecular function: metal ion binding.